Messenger RNA from Carassius auratus (goldfish), 2503 nucleotides. RefSeq names its product forkhead box protein L1-like. The record is from RefSeq and is a predicted model, not a curated record. Bases 239 to 934 code for a protein of 231 amino acids. Lineage: Eukaryota; Metazoa; Chordata; Actinopteri; Cypriniformes; Cyprinidae. Gene Ontology annotation, molecular function: DNA-binding transcription factor activity, RNA polymerase II-specific; RNA polymerase II cis-regulatory region sequence-specific DNA binding. The transcript has 3 exons. Gene Ontology annotation, biological process: cell differentiation; regulation of transcription by RNA polymerase II; anatomical structure morphogenesis.
CCCAGAAUCAAAGAGUGAAUGAGUGACUGGAGUUUGUUGAUCACGCCCCGGGUUCAGACGUUUACAGUAGUUCCAGUCAUGUACGCCCAUUAUAUGAGCAUCUGAGCAGCAGCCGGCCACUUCCCCUACAGUACACACACUCACAAACACUUCUCAUGAGCGCUGCUUCAUUUGUCUUGGCCAGCUAGAGCCUUUCUCAUUACUAGAAACCAUAAAGGCUUGCCACCCUGGACGUCUGAUGAUGUUUGACAGCUCGCAAUAUCCUUAUAACUGUUUUAACUAUGAUGGAGAAGGAUACCCCUCAUGUGCCACUGAUGAAGAGAAGAAAGUGUGUCGACCAGCUUACAGUUACAUUGCACUAAUAGCGAUGGCUAUACAGCAGAGCCCCGAGAACAAAGUUACCCUAUCAGGAAUCUACGAGUUCAUCAUGAGGAGAUUUCCUUAUUACAGAUCCAACCAGAGGGCUUGGCAAAACUCAAUUCGUCACAACCUCUCUCUAAACAGCUGCUUUAUAAAGGUGCCCCGUACGGAAGGUAACGAGAAAGGAAAAGGUAAUUACUGGACAUUCGCCACAGGCUGCGAGUCCAUGCUGGACCUCUUUGAAAAUGGCAACUUUCGUCGGCGCCGCCGCAGACGCAACUUAAAAAUGGGCCUGAAGGAGACAGCCGAACCCUUCAUUUCCAUGGACACUCAUCAGGGCAUUGCAGUAAGACCCGUGGAUUCAGAUUCUUUCUGCCCUGUGAACACUAGUCACAGACCGGCCCAAAACAACCCGCCUCUCAGCAAACCUGAGCCUGAGAUCAAAUUCAGCAUUGACUACAUCCUCUCCACGCCGGACCCUCUGCCUGGGUUCAGAGCCCCUAACAGUGGAGCUGGAGCUGUGAUCCAUCAUCUGGAGCCGCAACAUCUCAGUCUUCACUUCUGGACCAUCUAACCAAAACCAUAGACUGAAACAGUCAAAAAAAAAACUUUAAGGCUUCUAUAGAGCGCAGACAGUCUUUCCCAUAAUGCAAAUCAGCUUGUCAAGUAGGCACAUGCAGUUUGUUGUGUGCAUAUAGUGACUUAAAACAUAAUAAUACUGAAUGAUAUUGCUAAUAAUAUAAAUAGAAAAAUGCUCUUUUUGAAAAUAUCCACAUAUGGUCAUGAAUCUUUGAAGGCAUACCCUAGUCCAAAAAGUAAUACAUUUAUUUCAUACUUAGAAUAGUUCAAAUCUCUUAACAUAUUUACUGAUAUGUCGCUCACAGCUUACUGAUAUAAAACUUAUAAUUUCACUUUAUUUGGAGUACUACUUGUGCACAAUGCAGAUUUCUUAAUAUUAAGCCUAAAAUGUGUUUUAAUGUCACUGUUGAUGAGGACUGUAUACAGAUACUGUCUUUAAAUGCAAGAUAUUUAAAGUGUACCUGAAGUAUUGUAAUAGUUCCCCACUUUAUCACAAUCAAAUAUAUACCUCAGUAUAUCUUUAGUUGGACUUUAGUUGCACGAUUAAAGUGCAUUAAGUACAAAAUUUGUUGUUCCAAAUUUAUCAGACUUUAAGUAUACCAGUAUACCAAAAGUACAAUAGCAGGGCAUUUUUAUUAAGCGCAUAAAUAUGUACAUGUAUUUGUAGUAUACUUAGCAUGAAAUAAAUGUAUUUCAAAUAUGUUAUUUUUCACUACGGCUGAUUUUGAUUAAAUCAAUCAUACUUUUAAUGUCAAACAUACUGUAGGAAAUACUUUACAGUAUGUCUCCAUUUGUUAACAUUAACAUUAAAAAGUAAUUAGUUAAAUAUGACAUUUACUAACGCAUUAAUAAAAUCAAAAAGUCGUGUCUGUUCACAUUUAAUGGACUUGAGUUCACGUGAACAUAUACACAUACAGUAUUUUAUUAACUAAGUAAUUGAUAAAUGCUAUAAUAAAUGUAUUGCUUAUUAUCAGUAAUAUUAGCUAAUGCAUUAAUGGGACCUUAUUGUAAAGUGUGACCCAAACAUAACUCACAUUUUUCAUUCCUCACCUUAAAGUAUAAAUUUAAAACUACAGAUCUCAUGCUCAUCUGAGGUGUGUUGGUGUUGCAGGCACGGGUUUGGAGAAUGUGAAGUGUUUGCAAGUAAAUGCGCUAACAUAGCUAUGGGGUUGGUGGAAUCAGCAUUCCCUGCUUACUGCACAACUCUAUUGUUUACAUGUGUUGUUUAUAAUGUGUAUCGUUGUUCCCUGACGGUCUGUGAUCCGUAUCAAUCACUGAUAGACUGAACAAAUGCUCCCCCAGGCAAAACCAGAGCUCUCCGUCUCUAAAGCCCUCCCCGGGGGGGGGUUCUGUCAUUUUGUUCGGGAAUCUCUGUUUAUUUGAAAGUGUCUUUAAGCUUUUUUUUUUAAGGGAAAAGUGACUGCUGAAUUGAUCACAAUGUAUCAUAGGCCUUGUUUUGGUCAUUCGUUUUUAGUCAAAUUCGAACAAGCUUAGUGACCAACAAGCUUAGUGAAACAAUAAUCACAAUAUCUGCUAAAUUUGUAGGUUUAUAAGAGAUAGCAAU